CGGGCGCCACCGACCACCCCGCUGGCUACUGGCAAGGAGAUGGCCGAGGGCGCUGCAAGCCAGGAGGAGCAGAGUCCCGAGGCUCCGGACUCCCCCAGCCCUAUCUCUAGCUUUUUCAGCGGGUCUGGGAGCAAGCAGCUGCCGCAGGCCAUCAUCAUCGGCGUGAAGAAGGGCGGUACGCGGGCGCUGCUGGAGUUCCUGCGCGUGCACCCCGAUGUGCGCGCGGUGGGUGCCGAGCCCCACUUCUUCGAUCGCAGCUACGACAAGGGCCUCGCCUGGUACCGGGACCUGAUGCCCAGAACCCUGGACGGCCAGAUCACCAUGGAGAAGACGCCCAGCUACUUCGUGACGCGGGAGGCGCCCGCGCGCAUCUCGGCCAUGUCCAAGGACACCAAGCUCAUCGUGGUGGUGCGCGACCCGGUGACCAGAGCCAUCUCGGACUACACGCAGACGCUGUCCAAGCGGCCCGACAUCCCCACCUUCGAGAGCCUGACGUUCCGGAACAGGAGCGCGGGCCUCAUCGACACGUCGUGGAGCGCCGCCAAGCACCUGGGGCACUGGCUGCGCCACUUCCCGCUGGGCCAGAUGCUGUUCGUCAGCGGGGAGCGGCUCAUCAGCGACCCGGCCGGGGAGCUGGGCCGCGUGCAGGACUUCCUGGGCCUCAAGAGGAUCAUCACGGACAAGCACUUCUACUUCAACAAGACCAAGGGCUUCCCCUGCCUGAAGAAGGCCGAGGGCAGCAGCAAGCCCCACUGCCUGGGCAAAACCAAAGGCAGGACGCACCCCGAGAUCGACCGCGAGGUGGUGCAGAGGCUGCGCGAGUUCUACCGGCCUUUCAACUUGAAGUUCUACCAGAUGACCGGGCACGACUUCGGCUGGGAUUGAACAGACUCGGGCUAUGUAACUGACCACGUGGCUUAUCUAUUGAGAGAGAUUAUAUGUAUGUAAAAUGUACAGAAAUCUAUUUUAUAAUAAUUUAUUUUUAAUUCA
This is a messenger RNA of Tupaia belangeri chinensis (Chinese tree shrew), 990 nucleotides long. Its product is annotated as heparan sulfate glucosamine 3-O-sulfotransferase 3B1. The transcript is spliced from 2 exons. Gene Ontology annotation, molecular function: [heparan sulfate]-glucosamine 3-sulfotransferase activity. Bases 40 to 885 code for a protein of 281 amino acids. The record is from RefSeq and is a predicted model, not a curated record. NCBI's taxonomy places the organism in Eukaryota, Metazoa, Chordata, Mammalia, Scandentia, Tupaiidae.